CAUCCUGGCCGCUGCCAGCAGCGCUGCAGGAGCCAGCAGGGCGUGUGUGUGCAGGGCUGAGGCGCUCGGAGUGCUCGGGCAGCCAUGGGCUCGGCCGGGCUCCCGCUGCUGCUCCUGCUCGCCGCGCUGCUCCCCGCGCGGGCUGAUCCCUGCGCAGCGCAGCGCCCCGACAGCUCCACGGCCGCCAAGCUGCCGGGCACCUGGCUGUACGUGGCAGGGGCUGCCCAGUUCCCGCAGCACCGCGUGGAGAUGCUGCUCAUCGACCGCGCCUUCCUGCGCCUGGAGCCCGCGGCUGGGGGGCAGCAGCUGCUCAUCAGCCACUACGUGGCCGUGGGGGACCAGUGUUUUACCAACAACCAGACCUACCUGGAGGUCACCGCCGGUAACGCCACGCAGGUGAAGCACGCCAAGACCCACCAAACUGAGGGGAUGCUGAUGAACGUGAGCUCUGAAAACCUUUUACUCGUCCAGUACCAAAUGCAGAGGGAAAGGACAUAUUUGGGGCAGUAUCUCUACGCCCGGAACCGGAGCAUCAGCACGGCCGAGCGGGAGGAGUUUGAGCAGCACGCCCAGUGCCUGGGGCUGGGGGCAGAGCAGAUCGUGUACGCGCCGUGGAAAACGGAGGUGUGUCAAGUGAAAGAAGUGGAAGUCAGCAGCAGCCCACACCCAGAGCCCGUGGCUGCAGCCACAGCAUCACCUGCUCCAGGUACUCCCUGGCCUGGGAGUGCAGGGAACUGACCCCACACAGGGCAAUAAAUGUUUUCUUCGAAUCAGAUACAAUUUGGUGCCAA
Ficedula albicollis (Collared flycatcher) is the source of this 791-nucleotide messenger RNA. RefSeq names its product alpha-1-acid glycoprotein-like. The transcript has 7 exons. Bases 85 to 738 code for a protein of 217 amino acids. NCBI's taxonomy places the organism in Eukaryota, Metazoa, Chordata, Aves, Passeriformes, Muscicapidae. The record is from RefSeq and is a predicted model, not a curated record.